AGGAAGGGCUAAUUCGUGUCAGAUGGAGGGACGCGGCGGGCCCCGCGCUCGAGCCUGGCUUUUGUUCCCGGCGUCUGACUUCUGAUGGGCAGGAGUGGCCGUGGAGACGGUGCGCGCAGUCUCCUAGAGCCCUUGGGGACCUCUCGGCCUUGACCCUUUCCUGAGACUUGCACAGCAGGGAGCCCAGGAGCCAUCCGCUGCUGGGGAGCUCCCUUGGGGAGGGUCAGCAGUCCUCGUCAAGCGGGACCCCCUGCGGACGGCAGGGCGGCCAUGCGGUUGCGCGGGGCGAGAUUGGCGCGUGAGGCCGGGGCGCGCGGGCGCCGGCGCCAGCCAGAAGAAUUUACAGCAAGUCUGCACAGUUUUAAGAAAAAGGCUUUUAAAAAUUCCAAAGCCUGCGGAGUGUGCAGACAAGUCAUCGAGGGUCAAGGAAUUUCAUGCCGAGCCUGCAAGUAUUCCUGCCACAAGAAAUGUGAAGGCCAGGUGGUGACUCCUUGCUGCAUGCAAGUUCACCUGGACCAGGCUCUGGGGAGUUGUACACCAUCCGCUGCUCUCUGCUGUGAUAAGCCUUCUAGGCUCAUGGUCCUGAGCCCCGCCAUGGAGGACAGCCAUGAGUUGGACCUCACCUACAUCACAGAGCGUAUCAGCGUGUCCUUUCCCUCCAGCUGCUCUGAGGAGUCCUACCUGCACAGUCUGCAGGAGGUGACACGGAUGCUCAAGUCCAAGCAUGGGGAAAACUACUUGGUGUUAAACCUUUCGGAAAAGAGAUAUGAUCUCACAAAGCUAAAUCCAAAGAUCAUGGAUGUGGGCUGGCCAGAGCUGCAUGCACCGCCCCUGGACAAGUUGUGCACCAUAUGCAAGGCUCAGGAGUCCUGGCUGAACAGUGACCCCCAGCAUGUGGUUGUCAUCCACUGCAGGGGUGGAAAAGGACGCAUCGGAGUGGUCAUAUCAUCCUACAUGCACUUCACCAAUGUGUCAGCCAGUGCUGACCAGGCCCUGGACAGAUUUGCAAUGAAAAAGUUUUAUGACGACAAAGUUUCAGCCUUAAUGCAGCCUUCCCAGAAGCGGUAUGUGCAGUUUCUCAGUGGACUUCUGUCUGGCUCUGUGAAGAUGAAUGCCUCACCUCUGUUCCUUCAUUUUGUCAUCCUGCAUGGUGCCCCAAGCUUCGAUGCUGGGGGAGCUUGCCGACCCUUCCUGAAGCUCUACCAAGCCAUGCAACCCGUGUACACAUCUGGAAUCUACAAUGUUGGGCCAGAAAACCCUAGCAGGAUCUGCAUUGUUAUUGAACCAGCUCAGCUGCUGAAAGGAGAUAUCAUGGUGAAAUGCUACCACAAGAAAUACCGCUCGGCCACCCGUGAUGUCAUUUUCCGCCUGCAGUUCCACACUGGCGCUGUGCAGGGCUACGGGCUCCUGUUUGCAAAAGAGGAGUUAGACAAUGCCUGCAAAGACGAUCGUUUUCCUGACUAUGGGAAGAUCGAGUUAGUCUUCUCAGCUUCACCAGAGAAGAUUCAAGGGUCUGAGCACCUGCAGAAUGACCACGGGGUGAUCGUAGACUACAACACGGCAGACCCACUGAUCCGCUGGGACUCCUACGAGAACCUGAGUGCCGACGGAGAAGUGCUGCACACUCAGGGCCCGGUCGACGGCAGUCUCUACGCCAAGGUGAGGAAGAAAAGCACCUCAGAUCCCGGCAUCCCUGGCAGCCCCCAGGCUGUACCAGCCACCAGCAGCCCAGACCACGGAGACCACACCCUGUCAGUCAGCAGUGACUCGGGCCACUCCACUGCUUCAGCCAGGACAGACAAGACAGAAGAACGUCCGACCCUUGGAACCCGGAGGGGCCUAAGCCCCCAGGAGAAGGCUGAGUUGGACCAACUGCUCAGUGGCUUUGGCCUGGAAGAGUCUGGGAACUCCCUGAAGGACAUGACCGAUGGUCACAGCAAAUACAGUGGGACACGCCAUGUGGUGCCUGCCCAGGUGCACGUGAACGGAGACACCACCUUGAAGGACCGGGAGACAGACAUUCUUGACGACGACAUGCCUCACCAUGACCUGCAUAGCGUGGACAGCCUGGGCACCCUCUCCUCCUCAGAGGGGCCACAGUCAGCCCACCUGGGCCCUUUCACCUGCCACCAGAGCAGCCAGAACUCACUCCUGUCUGAUGGCUGUGGCAGUAAUAUUGGAGAGGAUCCAAACUGUGCCCUUGCUCCUGACCUUGGACUGGGCAUGGACACCCUCUAUGAGCAGGAGCAGACAUUUGGAGGCCGAGAACCCAAGCAACCACAGACUCUGCUGAGGAAACCCUCAGUGCCCACCCCAGCCCAGGCCUAUGGGCAGAGCAGCUACUCCACCCAGACUUGGGUACGCCAACAGCAGAUGGUGGCCGCUCACCAGUACAGUUUCACCCCUGAUGGGGAGGCCAGAGUGGGCAGCCGUGGUGCACCAGACAGUUCUGGCCUGGUGCAGACCCAGCCCCGGGUCCCAGUCACCCCCACCCGUGGAGCCAGUAGCAGAGUGGCAGUCCAGAGGGGCACUGGCAAUGGGCCAAAUCCCCCUGACACACAGCAGCAGCAACCCGGUCUAGGCAAAGCUCUCCAGCCCAGGUUACUAGACGACAAAGUUGUGAACGGAGCCCAUCUGGAGCUAAGUGCAGGCCCUUCCCCAGGCUCACCCACCCUUGACAUUGACCAGUCUAUUGAGCAACUCAACAGGCUGAUCUUGGAGCUGGAUCCUACCUUUGAACCCAUCCCAACUCACAUGAAUGCCCUGGGCAACCCAGCCAACGGCUCCAUGUGUCCGAACAGCGUGGGAGGUGGGCUCCGGGCGAAUGGCAGGCUUCCUGACAUGACAGAGGGCCCUGGCAGGAGUCCGGGGCGGCAAGGCUGUUCCAGUGAUGAGCCCCUGGGCGGAAGACUCCGGAAGCUGAGUCUUGGACAGUAUGACAAUGAUGCUGGGGGCCAGAUAUCUUUCUCAAAGUGUGGAUGGGGAAAAGCUGGUGCGGACCCAGCUCCAAGCCUGGCACCAUUCCCCUCUCAAGCAGACAUCAAAGAGUCAGUGAUCACUACGUAUCCUCCAGACCUUGACAUGAUCGAUGCCAGGAUUUUACAUAGCAAGGAGUCCAUGUGUCAGACCCCAGCGUUUCCUGUGUCUCCAGAAACACCAUAUGUAAAAACACCCCCACGCUACCCUCCGUUCAGCCCGCCCGAGCCCCCGCUCAGCAGCCCAGCCACUCUGCACAAAGGAGGCCAUGAACCACGAGGCUGUCCUCAGCUUCUUAGUCACACCGUGGGGAUGUCAGAGAGUCCCAUCGGAUCCAAGCCCACCAUGCUUCGGGCUGAUGUGCCCACAACACGCAGCUUUCAGCAGGCAUUUGCAUCUUCCUGCACAAUUUCAAGCAAUGGCCCUGGCCAGAGGAGAGAGAGCCUGCCUUCCGCAGAAUGCCAAUGGGGGGAGAGCAGCCCCAAGUCCACUGUCCCGCUGCUGGGGAGCAGUCGGCCCUCUGGAAGUCCCCUUGGCACCACCUCCAGCUCUGGCAAGGACUCCCCAGGCCGGUCCUGCUUCUCAUCACCAGAGCUGCAGGCUUCUUUCCAUAGCCAUGAGCUGUCCAUGGCAGAGCCGCCAGACCCUCCAAGCAGCCAGGCCUUCCAAGGCUUCAACACUGCCCAAGUGGGGAGUGGUCUUCCACCUGGCGAGGACCCGGGGGCCUUUUUGGUCAAUUCCCAUGGAACGUCGCCGGUCCCUGGCGUCCCACUGACCACGGCAGGGCCUGUCGACAGUGGCUUCCUGCCUCACAGCUUUCUCACCGUGUCACCUGGACGCAGCAGCCACCACAGCCCAGGCCUGCAGGGCCAGGGAGUGACCCUCCCAGGGCAGCCGCCUCUCCCUGAGAAGAAACGGGCCUCCGAGGGGGAUCGUUCCCUGGGCUCCGUCUCCCCGUCAUCCAGUGGCUUCUCCAGCCCUCACAGCGGGAGUUCCAUCAGUAUCCCGUUCCCAAAUGUCCUUCCGGAUUUCCCCAAGUCGUCAGAAGUACCCUCACCUUUGCCAGAUAGUCCAAGUGAUAAACUUGUGAUGGUGAAAUUUGUUCAAGACACUUCCAAGUUCUGGUACAAGGCGGAUAUUUCAAGAGAACAAGCCAUUGCCAUGUUGAAGGACAAAGAGCCUGGAUCCUUCAUCGUGAGGGAUAGUCACUCCUUCCGAGGUGCCUAUGGCCUGGCCAUGAAAGUGGCCACACCCCCUCCUUCUGUCCUGCAGCUGAACAAGAAAGCUGGAGAUUUGUCUAAUGAACUUGUCCGGCAUUUUUUGAUCGAGUGUACCCCAAAGGGAGUACGUUUGAAAGGGUGUUCAAAUGAACCAUAUUUUGGGAGCCUGACGGCUCUGGUGUGCCAGCAUUCCAUCACACCCUUGGCCCUGCCGUGCAAGCUGCUCAUUCCAGAGAGAGAUCCAUUGGAAGAGAUAACAGACAGUUCUCCCCAGACCGCGGCCAACUCAGCAGCUGAACUGUUGAAGCAAGGAGCAGCCUGCAAUGUGUGGUACUUGAACUCCGUGGAGAUGGAGUCCCUCACCGGCCACCAGGCCGUCCAGAAAGCCCUGAGCAUGACCUUGGUCCAAGAGCCUCCCCCAGUGUCCACAGUGGUACACUUCAAGGUGUCUGCACAGGGCAUUACCCUGACGGACAAUCAGAGGAAGCUCUUCUUCCGAAGACAUUACCCUGUGAGCAGCGUGAUCUUCUGUGCCUUGGACCCGCAAGACAGGAAGUGGAUCAAAGACGGCCCUUCCUCCAAAGUUUUUGGAUUCGUGGCUCGGAAGCAGGGCAGCACCACCGACAAUGUGUGCCAUCUGUUUGCAGAGCAUGACCCUGAGCAGCCCGCCAGUGCUAUUGUCAACUUUGUGUCAAAGGUCAUGAUCGGCUCCCCAAAGAAGAUCUGAGAGCCCCUUGAGCCCAGACCCACCAGGUUGCCUCUUGAGGCCUUGAGAUGGCAGUGGGGUGAGGUGGGGACCCCGCUUUGUACCAAACUGAUAAUCCUGACAUUCCAGGCCCGGGAGGGCAAUCUGCAAACUCUACAAAAGCAAGGACAGUGUCACCAUGAAUUGGCCUUUCCUGAAAGAAACUUCUUAUCUGAUACAUCUUUGGAGCCAGGCGUUUUUUGGGUGAAGGAGCUUGGCCUAGGGUGUUCCUGGGGCAUGGAAAAGAGAGAACAGAGGCGGGAUGGGGACUGAGUUCCUGGCCCACCAGCAUCUGGGAGGAUGAGACACACCUAACCCGCUCAGCAGGGACCCAAGUGACUACUGCACCUGCCCUUGGCAGAAGAAAUCCUGUCCGGUUGACACCCCAGGCAGACUGCCUCCCUCACUUGAUAUCUUCCCACACCAUAGAUGCUGAUGAAACAGAAGGGGACGAAUGUUUGACGAAGGUUCGUGCAGGUCAAACCCUUCCGGAUCACGGCAGGGACAUGAACCAGAGGAGCUAUGAAGAUGAGGGUGGCAGGUUCCUCUGGCAUUUUGGAUGAGUCUGCAAUGCCAGAGAGCCCAGGGCACUCUGAGGAAAAAGGAGAAGAUGGAAGGACAAAUGCCAUUUCUAUAUAAUUUAUAUUUUAUGUAUGCCAAAUUAUUUAUAACAGUUUGCCCUUGCUAUAUUGUACCAGUGUCAAAUGCUGCAGCUGGAUAAGCUGUGAUUUUCAGGAGGCUUUGGCCUGUAGGAUGUACCAUGAUAACCCCUGUCCCCCCGACACUAAGGCAAGCAAGUGGUUUCAGGCUGACAUGAUAAAGUCCCCCUCCUUGCAGUGAGGCUAGGAGGUGGUGUUUGCUUCAAGCAGCCUAUCCCACACUUUACUUAUUGAAAAUGUCUUUUCCAGAUGGUCAAUGACUUAAUUCCUGACGGCAAUGUCCAGAGGGGUGGGGACGCCAGGUUUUACCUCAGUGUCCCCUACCGAGGGGUGCUGGGAUUGUCUGCAGACUUGUGCAGCCUGGCACAUCUGGCCUUUGUAAGCUGUCACCGUGCUGCUCCUGGCAGUACCUGCUGGUAUGACACGUUGGAACAGAAGGAAGGAUGGGGAGAAAGAGUAAGAAUCCCAUUCCUUCAAGGCAAUGUGUGGUGCCACUUUGCCGCUUCCUCCUUGUCACCGCAUCGGGUGCAUUUGUUCAUAUUUACAUACGUUUCUCAGUGCUACAGUUUUAUCACCCACAGCUGUCAGUGGUCACAAUUCGGGAGAAGCCAGUGACUCUAGCACUUCCCAAAGUGAGAGAUGUCACUGGGCUUUGUAGAGACAAAGAAGGCUUGAGUCUCCUUCCCUCAGAAGCCAGCGUAGUCUGUGGGAACUCCAAGCAUCUCCCUUGUGACCCAUCCUGAAAUUCCCUUUCUUUUCUGCUGCCAAAAGGCCAGUCCUGGCUUAUAAAUGGACACAGCUGUCACAGGCCACAGUUAUCAGGCUGGGGUUUGGGAAUGUACUUGGUGGAUUCUCUGUUUUAAAGUGAGGGGCAGAAGAAGAUGCAGCUAUGUGCAGAGUUGGAACCAGCCGGAUGACGGUGGGUGUCCUAGGUGCACGUUGGUGAGUGUGUGUGUGAGCGUGCCUGUGUGCGUGUGAGUGUGUGCAGGUGGACCUCUCCACUUUUUAGCUCCUAUUGAUGCACCAAACGCAAGUGCCUCGUUUUUGUGCCAAAUGUUUGCCUUGGUCUUCGCAGACCUCUUUGCAGGACACACAGUGGCGUGGCUGUUAGAGAAACUGUGCUGGCAUUCCCUGGAGACCCUGAUGUCUGCCACAGAGACUCCUAGCAUUUCAGUUUUUUUUCAUCCACUACAGGAAUCCCCCAGUAAGGGGAGCUGAGUUUUUGUAUUGUCCUCAAGAAGUACCAUGUCAAGUGAUGGUUUUGACCCAAAGACCACAGGCCUUUUCCUUCUGCUGGAGGCAGAGAGGGCCUGAGGAGAGAGCUCAGAGCAAGGCUGGAGCACAACCUGCAGAUGACCUGUAGAGAGAGAGACAUUGGGGUCUUUGCGGAAUGCCACAAGAAAGCAAAAGCUGCACCAACUGGUUAUUGAAACUGACCGACCGGGUAUGACUUUGUAUUCAAAGUAAAAGUGGUCAAGGGUGUUAAGGAAUUCACUCCCUCCGAGGAACCAUGGGAAGGCCCAUUCACAUGAUUUCCCGUGAACUGGUACGACAGGCUUCCUGUGUAAGGAACAGAACAGAACAGAAGAAGUCCAUGUUGUCACAGACUACACCAUGGCAGCAGAAAUAUUCCCAAGGCAUUUUGCCCCUGGAGCUCCAGUUGGGCAUGCGCACACAGACACUGUCCUGGGAGUGAGUUUGAAAUACCAACGCCCAACACUUAACGAUAGCCAGGGUCCUACUAACCUACUUGUUAAAGGUGGUGUCUGUUUCUCCAGUGUUAAAGCUAUAGCCAUGUUAACAGUCACACUGCAUUUAUCCUCGGUGUCAGAGACCUUGUAACGUCUCCUCAUCUGCCUUACCUGUUAGUGCAUAUUUUUACUUUUCUGAUAUUGUAAAGAAUAUAUAUCCAGUAUGUAAAUGAAUGUUCUAUCAAUCCUUUGUAUAGUCAUUUUCUCUGCUCUUUAAAUAUCAUCUCUAUUCAGAGUAUAAUAAAAAUUAUGACCUUGGUAAGCCUCGUGAGACAACAUCUGUGCAUCUCUAU
Castor canadensis (American beaver) is the source of this 7644-nucleotide messenger RNA. It is a transcript of the gene Tns3, whose product is annotated as tensin 3. NCBI's taxonomy places the organism in Eukaryota, Metazoa, Chordata, Mammalia, Rodentia, Castoridae. Gene Ontology annotation, cellular component: focal adhesion. Gene Ontology annotation, biological process: dephosphorylation. The record is from RefSeq and is a predicted model, not a curated record. Gene Ontology annotation, molecular function: protein binding.